AUGGCCCUAGCACGGAAUGCCAUUGUUGCUACUGGCUUGGUGGCUUUUGCAGCUGCGGGCUUGGCAUUUCCCUUUUACAUGGCAUCAUCCCCAAAGCCUGUCAUUGACCCUUCAAAGCCACUGUCACCCCAAGCAACGUUUCGAGGGCCUUAUAUAAACACUGGUUCCCGUGACGUUGGCCCUGACCAUCAGACCUACCCAAAGAAGUGA
Prunus armeniaca (apricot) is the source of this 210-nucleotide messenger RNA. The record is from the annotation of a GenBank genome assembly. NCBI's taxonomy places the organism in Eukaryota, Viridiplantae, Streptophyta, Magnoliopsida, Rosales, Rosaceae.